This is a messenger RNA of Penicillium daleae, 2364 nucleotides long. Its product is annotated as fanconi-associated nuclease 1. Gene Ontology annotation, biological process: interstrand cross-link repair. Lineage: Eukaryota; Fungi; Ascomycota; Eurotiomycetes; Eurotiales; Aspergillaceae. The transcript has 3 exons. Gene Ontology annotation, cellular component: nucleus. The record is from RefSeq and is a predicted model, not a curated record. Gene Ontology annotation, molecular function: 5'-flap endonuclease activity; flap-structured DNA binding; 5'-3' exonuclease activity. Bases 1 to 2364 code for a protein of 787 amino acids.
AUGUCUUUGCUGCAUUACUGGGAGACUCAGCGCUCCGUGAAGCGCAGAAGGACAUCUGAAAAGGACACCGACCUCGAAAGCAAUUUUAGUGAAAGGAGACCCCCAAGUCCAAGUUCAAGUCCCUCCUCCGGCGCGGUGGGUUCGCCUACACCUGUACCUGUUGCCGAGGAACCGGAGGCAUAUAUUCCCAGCAGCCAGACGGAAUUGGAGACUUCCUUGCCUGCGAUUCAGACUGAUGAGGACGCGAUCGAGGCGUAUGAGGCUAGUAAAGCCGCAGAGGAUGAUGCCGAACCGGGAUUGCAUGUGAGAUUACGGGAUGGGGUGUGGCAGCGGGGGAAGAGUUCGAUUUACGUGGACGCUUUUAAUUUGGUCCUGGAGACGGUGCUGGAUGAGGAGUCACAUUUGUUUAAUGAGGCUGAGAUGGGGGUGUUUAAGCAGUGGAGGGAGUUGUCCUAUGAGUCGCAAUAUCUAUAUGUGCGGCUUUUCUUACGCAAAACCUCGGCCUGGCACCGUAUUAAUCGGUUGGGCUAUUACUCUGAUAUCUCGGACUUGUCUGCGGUUGCUACCGACCUCCAGCGAGAUCGUAUACUGCCCAAGAGCGAGAACCAGGAAACAGGUGACCUCGACUUCGGAAAUAGCUUUCGCUUCGCCGAUGGUACGCAGGAAAUUACCACUCUUGAAGAAGCGUCGUCUCUCCUGUUGCUUGAUGAACUGAAAGGGUUUGCAAAGGAAGUCAAGGCUCAAGGGAAAAACAAGAAGGAGCUGCUGGCGGCUCUAUGCGAAACUAGUCAAUCUCAGACUGGACUCGGCUUCAAGGACCAGUCAUGCACGAACCAACCUGGUAAUAGGGAUGGCCACUUCCUUCACAAGAUCCUGGAUUACACAGGGCAAUGCGUUCGGCUCACUCCCGGACCCCGGGCUCUCUUCGAGCGUGUGCAUUUGGUGUUUUAUCGAUCGACUGAAUGGACAGAAAAGUCAUUGACGACUAUCAUUCUCGCAAAGAUAUCGCGGCGAAAUUUCCCGCAGUAUAUCGUGUGUCGAUCAAAUUCGAUAUUCUCGUCUAGAGGCGCGCUCUUGGAAUUCGAGUCUGCUAUUCGGACGCAAUUUGAGAUUGACAAUAUCCUGGAAUUCAACGGUCCGCCAAGCACGGAGUCCUUGCAGCGGAUCAUAGAUUUGGGUGACAAGUUCUACCCCCGAUGGCGGGAACUCGUUGAUGAGGAGCAGCGGAAAGAAGAUUCCAUCUACCAGAGCGGCGAGGGUGCAUAUCUACGUCGGUUCUCUCCAGCUUGGGUAUACACGAGGAUCAUCCACAAAACCCUCCAACCACUCGGCCGCUUCAAAGAACACAAGCGCGAACACGAAGUCCUCACUGAACUUCUCGCCCAGCGCCUCUUCCACGCUGCCCGCCGUGGCGCAUGGUACCAGCGUAAAGCCCUGCUAGAAGAACACUACAUGUGGGCCCUAACACCAACCGAGGACCGGAACGAAGAAAACCAGCGGAAAUUCUGGAAACGGGUUGCGCUUCGAACGUGCGAAGAGGGACUUGAGGAUCCCCUCUGUCAUCUGAUAUACCACUAUGAUCUCCAGAAACGGAUCAUGAAGCUGGAGAAGGCGUUGAGGGUGGUUAAGCGGGAGCAGCAUGAUUUUGGACAUGUCAUGUUGAGUAAGCCUGCUGAGCGGACGAUUGAGGGGAUUCGCAUUGAGGGUGAUGACGGGCCGAAGAAGGGGAAGGCUACUGUUUGGAUUGAUGAGAGGGAGGGUGGUGAGUGUCGUGUGGAGAGUAUGUGUUUGAGUUGGUAUCGGGAUCAUGGGUGGAAGGGGUAUCAUUCUGAGGGAGGUAUUGUUAGGACAUUGUUCGGCCUCCUCUUCUACGACAUCCUUUUCACCUACGUCCCCAACGUCUUCCAGACCCCCUUCCAAACCUGCCCGCUGGACCUCCACACAGACGUAUUCUAUCUCUCCCGCGCCUCAGAAAUCAACCACCGCCUCGUGGAAAUCACCAACGGCGACGCCGAGCGCCUCAUCCGUGAAAUCCACGACCGCGAAUCAGCCGCCCAGCCCUGCGCUAUCGGGAUAGAUUGGUCCUUCGAGCUGGACGAUCUGAUCGAGAUCGUGCAAUGUUUCCGUGGUGAAGCACUGGCUACUAUUUGCAAGGUCAUGGCGCAGGAGUAUCAGCAGCGUGGUGGUGGGAUUCCAGAUCUGUUUCUAUGGAAUGCCGAGAAGAAGACUGUAUUGUUUUCGGAGGUAAAGUCGGAAAAUGAUCGGUUGAGUGAUACCCAGCGGUUAUGGAUUCAUAUUCUUCUUGGGGCCGGGGUGCAAGUUGAGCUUUGUAAUGCGGUUGCGAGGGAGGUAAGGACGGAGUGA